UUAGAGCAGGCUUGCUACGGAAAUAUUUCAAGUUACCUGACGAGUUGAUACUGUUGGUAGUUGGCAACAACAGUUUAGUGGACACAGUCGCGUCGGCCGGUCGUGCGAGAGCCGCGACACCACCAAAAUGUCGAAGAAAGGAUUGGAAUCGAAGGCGACAGCGAGCGCCAGCAGCGGCAAUGCGACGGAGACCACACCGCUGGUGGGCAAGAAGGACGGAGAUGGGGAGCGCCAGGGUCUUACGAUGCAGCAGACAUCCAUCCUGAUUGCAGGAGAGAUGGCUGGCAGUGGAGUGCUGGCACUGCCACGAGCCCUCGUCAAAACCGGAUGGGUUGGAGUGCCGAUCAUCAUUCUGGUCUGCUUGAUGGCCGCAUUCAGUGGCAAGAGGUUGGGUGACUGCUGGUCCAUACUGGAGGCCCGGGACCCAGAGAUGAGGUCUCGCAAGAGGAACCCUUACGCGAUCAUCGUGGAACAGUCGCUCGGCAAGGCCUGGAGUGUGGUGGUAUCGAUGGCCAUGAUCGUGACCCUGUUCGGUGCCUCCGUGGUGUACUUGCUGCUGGCUGCGCAGAUCAUCGAGGCGGUGCUGCUCUCCCUCGUGCCUUCCCUCACCAUCUGUACCUGGUACCUCAUCGUCGUCGGCGCCAUGACUCCGCUGCUCUUCUUCGGAACGCCUAAAGAUUUUCAUUUGAUGGGUCUUCUUGCCUUCGGCUCCUCCGUGGUCGCCUGCAUCUUGUACUUCAUCGAGAUGAUGAACGAAGCCUCACCAUUCACCUACCGCUACGGCAUCCACGGCUUCAUGGACUUCUUCCUUGCGAUGGGAACCCUCAUGUUCGCUUUCGGAGGAGCCUCCACCUUCCCCACCAUCCAGAAUGAUAUGGCGGACAAAACCAAGUUUGGCAAGAGUUUGCAGUACGGUUUCCUUGCUGUGCUAAUCCUGUACCUGUUGAUCGCCAUCGGUGGUUACGCGGUGUUUGGCGAGCGCGUGCUCCCCAACGUGGCCCUCUCCAUGGCCGCCACCCCCCUCACGCUGGCUGCUAACGUGCUGAUGGCCAUCCACUUGUUGGCCGCCUUCAUUAUCAUCAUCAACCCCGUCUGCCAGGAGGUUGAGGAAUUGUACAAAGUACCCAGAGAUUCUGUUGGAUGGCGCAUGGCCGUGCGCGUGUCUAUAAUGCUGGCUCUACUCUUCAUCGGCGAGAGUAUCCCACGGUUCUACACGAUCCUGGCCCUGAUCGGAGCCACCACCAUUGCCCUGCUCACCUACAUCCUGCCUUCUGUCUGCUACCUCCAGCUCGUGAACCAGCCCGUCCCUGAGGGACAGACAGCCAUCGAGUCGCCUGGCUGGAUGAAGAUGGUGUGCUACGAGGUGAUCGCGCUGGGCAUCGUGGGCGGCGUGGCCGCGUCCAUCAGCGCCUUCGGAGCCAUCUUCAGCACGUCGAUGGCAGUGCCCUGCUACUUGUGAUCGCACACAAUUCUUAUACGUAGCUCUAUAAUAAAUAUACUUCAAUAUGUAUAGUUUGCAAUAUUUUUUAUACCUGAAGAGAGCAAUUUUAGUCAGAAUGAGCUGCCGUUAAAUUUGUUAGUUAAACCAUUCUCCUGACUCGACAGUUUGGCCUGAUCCAGGCCUGCCAGGCAUUUAUAACGCUCAUAGUAGUAGGUAAUUUUACUAAGCGCUUGGUCAGCCAAUCUAAGAGUCACAGAAUGCUGCUAGAUUGUAAUAAGUAACCAUGUCAUACUAGGCUAGACUUACGUAUCUACUUACUUUUAAACACAUUGUCUGUUAAUCAAGUAUGGGGGAGGAAGAGGCUCCUCAGAACAUGGCUUCAUGAACCCUACCACAACUCGAUAUAGAUACUGCUGCAAGGCUGCAAUGCUGGAUGUAUCACGCGAGCGCAGCUGCGGCUUCAUUUAUGAAAUCGAGACAUUUACCUUUUAUAAUUCUUAUAUUUCAUGUGCCUGUAAAAAUAAAAUAAACUCCACAUAAUGUACUACGUAGUUAUCAUUCGUAAUAAUCCAGAAUUUAUAGAAUUUCUCUAUAAAACUAUUUUGUUACUAGUUAGUUAAGAGUUAAAAUGUAGAAACAUGUUCGUGGCGCUGCUUUCUCUCGUAGUAAAUAUAAUAUUUUGUUACUUUUUCUUGUGUUUGUAAUUCUUAUUCUUAGAUAAGUCGUAGACUUAAGGCAAUAUCAAUUGGAACAUACACGUUAUGUGCAAACCUCUUAUGAACUUGUUUCAUAAGGAAAUGUUGUCGUGCCACUAGAGGUGUGCACGUGCAUUGCACUUUCGUACCGUAACGCAUUUACUGCAGCACAAACGCCGGGUGUAUGCCCAUACUAAUACAAUAAACAGAACAAACAUAAUAUCUCGUACUAAUAAGUUUAUUAACUCAUUCUCUGUUAUCUGCAAUCGUUUCGCUUUGUUACGCUUCAGAAUAUGAAAAAUCAUAGCUCAAUAAACGGUUUAAAUUAAGUUUAAAA
Spodoptera frugiperda (fall armyworm) is the source of this 2473-nucleotide messenger RNA. RefSeq lists its product as uncharacterized. Gene Ontology annotation, cellular component: vacuolar membrane. Lineage: Eukaryota; Metazoa; Arthropoda; Insecta; Lepidoptera; Noctuidae. Bases 128 to 1459 code for a protein of 443 amino acids. The record is from RefSeq and is a predicted model, not a curated record. Gene Ontology annotation, biological process: amino acid transmembrane transport; L-alanine transport. The transcript is spliced from 9 exons. Gene Ontology annotation, molecular function: L-alanine transmembrane transporter activity; L-proline transmembrane transporter activity.